AUGUCGGCAGAAAGUCCUGGCCAGAAGAAUGGCUUCAAGUCAUUUUUCUCCAACGCAUUGCGUCCCAAGAAAUCACGUCAAACCCUUCGCAAGGGUAGCAGAUCGACAACAGACCUGCGACUGGCCGCGCGCUCCAGUAUCGAGGAAGCCCCUCCAAUGCCAGAGCUGGCUCCAUUGCACGCCCAUAGACUCAAAUACAGGGAAUUACAUGCGCAAGUGGACUUACAACUGGGUGAGCGAAGGGACUACACGGAAAUCAUCCAUACGCUAGGCGCAUUGGACCUCAACGAUGCCAGCUCUCCAACCCACGAGCAAAAUGAUCACCGACCCCCCGGCGAGGGCGAUAUAGCAAGUCUCCCACCAAAGCUAUGGGCGCAAAUAGCAGGUUAUCUGAAUCCCGCCGAAGCAGCAAGCCUAGCAAUGGCCAGCAUCACAUUAUACCGACGACUAGGCCCAAGAUACCUCGCGGCUCUAGACAACCCAGACAACCACACGCACAAAAUUAACUUCCUCUCCAGUCUGGACAUCUCCCUCCCGCACCACCUCCUCUGCUUCCCCUGCAUACAAUACCACCGACGCACACAAGAAGGAACCGAACGUAUCCGCCCAAGCCACGUCCUAAACCCGCUCUUCAACUGCUCAAACUCAAGAAACGCCCUGAAACCCCCACCCCGCCACCGCAUAACCCACGGCCGCAACCUGCCCUUCGCAUUCGUGCAACUAGCCAUGCGCGCCCACCGCUUCGGCCCCAGCUACGGACUGGCCCCAGACGCACUCGGUCGACGCUGGCAGCGAGAUAACUGGUCGCAUACAUCGCGCUUCCACAUCCACGAAGGCAGGCUCCUAAUGCGCGUCACCAGCCAGACCUUUGCGGCGCCGGCUCUCACGCCGUCCGCGCAGCGCAUGCUGCUGUACUCGCGCGAAGACUACUGUCCGUACUUUAGUGUGUGCGCGCACUGGCGGGACGGCGAGCUCAUGCCGGCGUGUAAGUGUGCGCUGGAGCAUAUUCCGCGGCCGCGGAGUAGUGGUGGGUUGCAGGCACUCGAGCACCGGGUAAAGGACCGGAUUGCGGGACAGGCGUUUGAUCCGAAUGCGCUGACGACGCUGUGUGGGUUCUGUCGGCCGAUGCGGAGGUGUCCUGAGUGUCCGACUGAGUAUCUGACUGAGGUCAAGCUGAGUGAGGAUCUGGUGGAUCGUAGAUUCAAGCAAUCUAUUGUGAUUACGCGUGGGGGGGCUAUUAAUGGGAAGAGAGAUGAUUAUGAUUCUUUUGCGCAUUACGCUAAGCGUGGGAUCGCCAGUAUCUUUGAGGCGGCUUUUACGGCGGAUACGCUUCCUGGGCAGCGGGUUGUUUCACUGAAUCCGAAGAAGAAGAAGCUUGGGGAGGAGGGAAAUAAGUGGUAUUAG
Molecule: messenger RNA, 1404 nt
Organism: Penicillium mononematosum
Lineage: Eukaryota; Fungi; Ascomycota; Eurotiomycetes; Eurotiales; Aspergillaceae
Exons: 2
Coding region: 1-1404 (467 amino acids)
Source: RefSeq, a predicted model, not a curated record